Messenger RNA from Lutra lutra (Eurasian river otter), 930 nucleotides. RefSeq names its product S100 calcium binding protein A13 (gene S100A13). Gene Ontology annotation, molecular function: RAGE receptor binding. The record is from RefSeq and is a predicted model, not a curated record. Gene Ontology annotation, cellular component: perinuclear region of cytoplasm. The coding region runs from base 269 to 565 and encodes 98 amino acids. Lineage: Eukaryota; Metazoa; Chordata; Mammalia; Carnivora; Mustelidae. Gene Ontology annotation, biological process: positive regulation of canonical NF-kappaB signal transduction; positive regulation of cell population proliferation. The transcript has 3 exons.
GGCUGGGGCGGUGGGCUGUGUUCUCCUCUACGGCCUUGAUUCUGUCGUCUCCCUCCAGCAAGGAGUCCGAUGGAGAGAGUGGCAGCCAGAGGGGCCGGCCGCAGACUUCAUGGGGAGGGGGAGAGGCCUGCCUCUGGGCUUCCUGUCAGCAGACUGGGCCUCCUUGGGUCCUCCACUCUGCUCUCUCUGAACAGGUCACUUCAGCUUCCCUGGGGGGCACCUCUUACUUCUCUGCGGUGUCAGGCCUUCCAUCCGGUGAUGAGCCCUGAUGGCGGCAGAGCCGCUGACGGAGCUGGAGGCGGCCAUUGAGACGGUGGUCACCACCUUCUUCACCUUCGCGGGGCAGGAGGGCCGGAAGGGCAGUCUCAGCAUCAAUGAGUUUAGGGAACUGGCCACUCAGCAGUUGCCUCACUUGCUCAAGGACGUGGGCUCCUUAGAUGAGAAGAUGAAGAGCUUGGAUGUGAAUCGGGACUCUAGGCUCAAGUUCCAUGAGUACUGGAGACUGAUAGGGGAGCUGGCCAAGGAGAUCCGGAGGGAGAGGGCCCUGGAGACGCACAAGAAGUGAAGCUCCUGAGCAGGAUAGUGCUUGGCAGGGCCGGCAGGGCAGAACCCCCUCGCACCGAAAAGCCUCUUCCUUGAAACACCCUCUCCUCUUUCUGCUCUUGGAAGUAGACAGUGGGAAAGUUCUGCCUUGACGCAAGAGUGGGUCCAAAAGUUAUGACCUUUGGGGCUCCUGGGUGGCUCAGUUGGUGAAGCAGCUGCCUUCGGCUCAGGUCAUGAUCUCAGGGUCCUGGGAUCGAGCCCCGCAUCGGGCUCCCUGCUCAGUAGGGAGUCUGCUUCUCUUUCCCUCCACUGCUCCCCCUGCUUGUGCUCUCUCUCAAAUAGAUAAAUAAAAUCUUAAAGGAAGGUUAUGAGCUCUUUAAGGACCAA